Messenger RNA from Bombina bombina (fire-bellied toad), 1859 nucleotides. It is a transcript of the gene ACADL, whose product is annotated as acyl-CoA dehydrogenase long chain. Lineage: Eukaryota; Metazoa; Chordata; Amphibia; Anura; Bombinatoridae. Gene Ontology annotation, biological process: carnitine metabolic process, CoA-linked; long-chain fatty acid catabolic process; fatty acid beta-oxidation using acyl-CoA dehydrogenase. Gene Ontology annotation, cellular component: mitochondrion. The transcript has 11 exons. Bases 1 to 1713 code for a protein of 570 amino acids. The record is from RefSeq and is a predicted model, not a curated record. Gene Ontology annotation, molecular function: long-chain fatty acyl-CoA dehydrogenase activity; flavin adenine dinucleotide binding.
AUGCUGACAGUAGUAGACUAUGACAUCCAAAACCCAGAGGCAAUCCCCCUGGCCAAUAUCCAGGCAGAGACAGUAGCCAAAGCGUUGCUCUGGAUAUUUGCCAGAGUGGGUUUCCUGUGUGAGAUUAUCUCACGCAGUCCUGGCCCUGAAAUCUACCAAGACCAACAUGCUGUAGACCGAGUGGUAGAGCAGCUGUGUGGCACUACCUACCUGGUAGCCAAAUGUUCAGAUGACCGGGUCCGUGGGACCUUUCAUGUGAACAUGUUGAAGGCAUACCAGGAGAGGCCCAAAGAGGUAGCCGCCAUAUGCACUCCUACCAUGGAGGACUCAGAGAGUCUCCCCAUGUCGGAGCUACCUGGGCGGAAUAGGGCACCCGCAGGCAUAGGGGACAUAAAGUUAGAUGAGAGGCUAGGGACUGUGCAGCUGGAGCAACUCAGACAGGUAUUAGAUAUCCGACAAGACAUGUUCUCCACUGACCCUGGACAUCAGCACAGCCAGCCAAAAGAUAGCACUGAAGCCCUACGCCCAGAGCCUUCUCAUGCCAAGACCUUGAUGGACAUAGGAGUAAGACGCAUCUUCUCUGAAGAACAUGACAUCUUUCGACAAAGUGCCAGGAGAUUUUUUCAACAAGAAGUAGCGCCAUACCACGCAGAAUGGGAGAAGGCCGGGCAGGUGAGCCGAGAAGUCUGGGAAAAGGCAGGUCAGCAAGGGCUUUUGGGCAUUAAUAUUCCUGAAGAACACGGCGGCAUCGGUGGGGAUAUUCUGUCAUCAGCCAUUGUGUGGGAAGAGCAGAUGUAUGUGAACUGCACAGGCCCAGGGUUCAGCCUUCACUCUGACAUUGUGAUGCCUUAUAUCUCAAGAUAUGGCAGCAAGGGCCAGAUUGAGCGUUAUAUUCCAGAAAUGGCUGCAGGCAAAUGCAUUGGGGCCAUUGCUAUGACAGAGCCAGGGGCUGGAAGUGAUUUGCAGGGAGUACGUACAAAUGCCAAAAAAGAUGGAAAAGAUUGGAUACUAAACGGCAGUAAGGUAUUUAUUACAAAUGGAUGGAUGAGCGAUGUGGUGGUAGUCGUUGCUGUAACAAACCGUGAGGCCCGGACACCUGCUCAUGGCAUUAGUCUCUUUCUUGUGGACAAUGGAACUAAAGGCUUUGUGAAAGGGCGCAAACUGGAAAAAAUUGGACUUAAAGCUCAGGAUACUGCAGAACUGUUUUUUGAAGAUGUUCGUCUCCCUGCUGAUGCUUUGUUAGGAGAAGAAAAUCGAGGCUUUUACUACCUGAUGGCAGAACUUCCUCAAGAAAGGCUAUUAAUUGCAGAUAUGGGCCUUGCUAGCUGUGAGUUUAUGUUUGAGGAGACCAGGAAUUAUGUUAAAGGAAGAAAGGCAUUUGGAAAAACAAUUGCUCAUUUACAGACAGUGCAGCACAAGCUGGCUGAGAUGAAAACACAGAUCUGUGUGGGUCGAGCAUUUGUAGACAGCUGUCUUCAACUUCAUGCAGAGAAGCGUCUGGAUUCCUCAACAGCUUCUAUGGCAAAAUAUUGGGCUUCUGAUCUCCAGAAUGCUGUGGCGACCCAAGGUGUCCAACUCCAUGGAGGAUGGGGAUACAUGUGGGAAUACCCCAUUGCAAAAGCUUAUGUAGAUUCCCGUGUUCAACCAAUUUAUGGCGGUACAAAUGAGAUUAUGAAGGAACUAAUUGCAAGAGAUAUUGUGAAAGACAAGUAAAAUUCACCUUAUAUUCUAAAAACCAAAACUGCAAUUUGCCUUAAAGUCUGUUUUUAUUUUUCAUUUUUUUUUUAAAGAGUUGUAAAUUUUGAUAUUGAUCUAAUGUGAAGAAUGUUUAAUGUAGAAAAAUAAAAUUAUUUACUGGA